Messenger RNA from Temnothorax curvispinosus, 1478 nucleotides. RefSeq lists its product as uncharacterized. Bases 57 to 473 code for a protein of 138 amino acids. Lineage: Eukaryota; Metazoa; Arthropoda; Insecta; Hymenoptera; Formicidae. The transcript has 2 exons. The record is from RefSeq and is a predicted model, not a curated record.
UUUAUUUACGUAAACAAAAUAAGAUUUUGAGAAAUACGAAUCAAAAAUUAAAAAAUAUGAUUAAUAAUAAUAAGUAUAGGCAAAUGUUAAAGGAGAUGCUAACUAAUGAUCAAAUUCGGACUCUAUUUACCAAAAAGCGUAUCAAAAAUUGGUCAAAUGAGACCAUUCAACGUGCUCUCAAAUUACAAUUUACUUGUGGAACCACCGGUUAUGAAGAGCUUAUCCUACAAGGAAUGCCAUUACCAUCUUUGCGUACAUUACGACGAAAGUUAGAAAACUUAAAAUUUGAAAGUGGCAUCUCAAAUGAAAUGUUUGACUUUUUAAAAUUGAAAGCGUCUCGUUUACAAGAUAAUGACAAAGAAUGCGGAUUAGUUAUGGAUGAAAUGAGCAUAACACCGAAAAAUAUUUACGACUCAUCAACAAAAACAAUGCUUGGAAACAUAACAUAUCCAAAUGAGAAAGAUCAUAAAUAAAGCUGAGAAUAUUGGUUUACAUAUUAAUUAUGUAACCUGCGACAUGGGUCCUGGAAAUCAGAGACUAUGGAAAGCUUGUGGAAUAAACGUAGGGCGAUAUUCUAAUCUAAGAAAUUAUAUACCACAUCCAUCUGAUUCUAGUAGAUUUUUAUAUUUUAUUGCGGAUAUUGCACAUCUGUUGAAAAAUUUAAAACAAGCAUUAAUUAACAACAAAUUUUUUAUCUUGCCCCAAGAAUUUGUAAUAAAAUAUAACUUGCCAUCGAACAGGGUUGAAAUUGCACAUUUUAAUGAUUUACUUGAAUGUCAAAAAGAUUCAGAAUUACUUUUAACGCCAAGAUUACGUAUAGAUGAUAUUGAAAGUACUAAUACUUUUAGUAAAAUGCGGGUGAAUAAAGCAAAAAACGUGUUUUCAACAGAUGUCAGUAGUUCAUUUGAAUUUCUGGCAGAUGAAAAUUCUAAGCCAGAAUUUCUUGCUACUGCUUGGUUUGUCAAAACUAUCUCUAGAUGGUUCUCGUUAAUGACUUCAAGAAAUUGUAAUAAAGCAUUAGGUUUAAAAAAUGAAGAAAUAUACAAUGAUAACAUUAAAUUUUUAUACGAAGUUAUUGAUCUCUUUAAUAACAUAAAAAUCGGUCAGAAAGAAACAUUUAAACCUGUUCAAAGAGGAAUUAUAUUAUCCACGACAUCAAUCAUUAAUCUUGUAGAAUAUCUUUUAAAAGAUCGUAAUUUUAAAUUUGUGUUAACUGGACGUCUGACACAGGAUUGUAUGGAAAACCUAUUUUCAGUUAUACGUCAAAAAAAUGUAAUUCCAAAUUGUUUACAGUUUAAAAACAAUUUGAAACUAAUUGCUAUAUCAAUGUAUAUGAGACCAAUAGUAGCAGGAAAUUAUGAUUAUGAUGAAAAUGAAGACGAAUAUAUUUCUGACUUUUUAGAAUACUUAUCAAAAAGUGGUAAAAAGGAUAAUGUAUCAGCUGAUAUUUCCUUUACUUCUAAUGCUUCAGCUACAAU